Molecule: messenger RNA, 882 nt
Organism: Cucumis melo (muskmelon)
Lineage: Eukaryota; Viridiplantae; Streptophyta; Magnoliopsida; Cucurbitales; Cucurbitaceae
Product: 40S ribosomal protein S18
Exons: 4
Coding region: 152-610 (152 amino acids)
Biological process (GO): translation
Cellular component (GO): small ribosomal subunit; ribosome; cytosol
Molecular function (GO): RNA binding; structural constituent of ribosome
Source: RefSeq, a predicted model, not a curated record
UUGGUCAAUUUAGUUUAGUCAGAAACCCUAGAAUCUGAUUGACAAUAUAUAAAAUCCUUCUCCACUCACCACUCAAAGAUCUCCUCUGGUUCUUUCCUGCAGUUGCGCCGCCGGGAAUUCUUCCAACCCCUUGCCUCUAUCUUCAUUCGCCAUGUCACUGGUAGCAAACGAGGAUUUUCAGCACAUUCUGCGUGUGCUCAACACUAACGUCGAUGGGAAGCAGAAGAUUAUGUUUGCUCUCACAUCAAUUAAAGGUAUUGGAAGACGUUUUGCUAACAUCGUUUGCAAGAAGGCUGAUGUCGACAUGAACAAGAGGGCUGGUGAACUAACUGCUGCCGAGUUGGAUAAUCUCAUGGUGGUUGUUGCCAAUCCACGACAAUUUAAAAUUCCCGACUGGUUUUUGAAUAGGCAGAAAGACUACAAGGAUGGAAAAUAUUCUCAAGUAGUUUCAAAUGCAUUGGACAUGAAGUUGAGAGAUGAUUUGGAGCGGUUGAAGAAGAUUAGGAACCACCGAGGUCUAAGGCACUACUGGGGCCUCAGAGUCCGUGGUCAGCACACUAAGACCACUGGUCGACGAGGGAAAACUGUCGGUGUCUCCAAGAAGCGUUGAGCAUUUGCUUGUUUUUAUAGUCGAGUAUGUGUUUGGGCAAAUCAAGUUCUUUGGCCUUUUAGUUGAACAUUUGAGCUGUACUUUCUUUUUGGAACUUUUGUUUGGGAUGUGGUAUUUUUGUUUUAAGUUUAACUCUUUUUUUCUAUGUCUUUGAUUAGGCUAGAAAAGGAAGUUUGAUAGUGGCAAAUGGUAAAGAUUAUGAAUCCAUAUUGAUCCUUUUGGUGUGAAAAAGUGUUGAGAGAUUUUAUUUAUAAAGUUGUUAUUUGGUGCAA